AUGAUAAGUUCAGCACCUCUACAUCUACGUUGUAAAGAAUUCCACAGUUUGAAAGUCGUGGAAAUCGAUGGCUUUUUACAAAAUUCGAAGAAACAGUUGAUUCGAAGUUUAGAACAAGUUGUUAGAGAUUCUGAUCCAAAUGAACUGGAUUCAUUGAUUAAAGACAUUUGUCAAAAUUACGAAGAAUUACGAACUAAUGAAGAAAGUAGCAUAAAAUUGCAGCGACAAGUAUCAGAAGCUAAACAACAGUACAAACAAUCCUCGGAAUCAUUAGCACCGCUCACUAUUGAGACUUGGGAUCAGUACUCUCAAGAGCCUGCACCUUCACUUAAGGAUUUCAUAUCACAAGAUGUUGAAGUACAACUGCCACUCACACAAGAGGAUAGAAUAUUAAGAGCAUUGCCGCACAUCUGGCAAGAUCCUCAAUGUUUACUACCUGAUGAUACCGAUGGUGAUGAUUUACAAAUUAGAGGUGGUAGAAUUGAAUUAAUUUGCCCGAUUACUUGUAAACCGUUUGAGAAUCCAAUGAUCUCUAAAAAAUGUGGUCACGUAUUCGAUAAUUCAGGUUUAAACAACUAUUUCGAAAGUUACCCAUCAAGAGAUUGUCCACAAGGUGCUUGUUUGCAAAAAUUGACUCUUAGAGAUUUCAAAGUUGACGAACUGAUGAAAUUGAGAUGUCUUCUACAUCUGAAAAAAGUACGUCAAGAAGAAACUAACUUGGACGUUUUGUAA
This is a messenger RNA of Zygosaccharomyces rouxii, 732 nucleotides long. RefSeq names its product SUMO ligase MMS21 (gene MMS21). Bases 1 to 732 code for a protein of 243 amino acids. NCBI's taxonomy places the organism in Eukaryota, Fungi, Ascomycota, Saccharomycetes, Saccharomycetales, Saccharomycetaceae. The transcript has a single exon. Gene Ontology annotation, molecular function: SUMO ligase activity; zinc ion binding. Gene Ontology annotation, biological process: double-strand break repair via homologous recombination; protein sumoylation. Gene Ontology annotation, cellular component: nucleus; Smc5-Smc6 complex. The record is from RefSeq and is a predicted model, not a curated record.